UCAGACAACAUGAAUCUCACCGCCGUGCUCUGUCUCGUGGCUUUGUUACCACUGCAAGGGGAUUUUCAAGAGGUUCACACUGAAAGUGUCACUGUGGAGGAGGGGCAGGAUUUAAGCCUACAGUGUGAUUUCACCGGAGACCACGAAUCUGCCUUGGAGUGGUCAAACCCUCGGGGGUUUGUUAUUUUUCUAAAAAGCCACCGAGGUUUAAAAGAUCAGAGAUACAAGCUUAUCCACUAUUCAAAAAAUAAAUUAUCGAUCAGCCUCUCUAAUGUCACAGUACAGGAUGAAGGCACAUACACAUGCUUCUACUAUGACACACCAGUCAAAACCAAGAAAGUGAAUGUUACUGUCUUAGCUGCUCCCUCCAAGCCACAGUUGGAAGUAUCAGAUAUUAGAACCAAUGGCAAAGAAGAAAAGGUUGUACUGAGCUGCUUCACCCAGGGAAGUAAGCCCCCUCCUCAGAUUACAUGGCUGCUAAAUAAUGGGCUGGAAGUCUAUGGUGACAUCAAACACCAGUUUGAACACGAUGGAAAGAAAUGCAACACAAGCAGCAGUCUCGUAGUCCAUGCAUACAACCGAGAUUCAACAGCCAGUUGUGUCAUUCGUCAUGAAACCCUACGAGGAGAAAGACUGACUGUAUCUUUCCAGUUUGAAAAUUUCAGUACUACUACAGGCUCAGCUCCAAAUGUGUUAGAAAUAAGCACGAGGACCUCUGAGCAUCCUCAGGAUUAUAUGGAAUCCACAGAAGCUACCCCGCAGUCUAUAAUACAGACAUCACCUGGGAGCAUAUCUCUAGCAACAAGUACCCAACAGGAAGUUUUUUCUUCUCAGACAACUGUUGGAUCCAGCCAACCAAACUUUCCUACCACUGUACCUGAGAAGCCAUCUAGUACCAGCUUACCAGCAAUAUCUACCCAGCAGAGGGAACUACCAGCCAACAUAACUAUUUGGUCAAAAGUAACACUAACAGUAAAUGUGGAAAAUUCUAGUACAGAAGCACCAGCAACAAGUAGUGAACCAGCCACUAAGAAUGCAAACAGCACCAUUGAGCCAGAAAGAACUUUGAACAUCACAGAAGAAACAUUUGUUACAGAUGUACCAGCAAUAAGCAGUGAACAAUCAACUCAAAACUCCAACAUCACCACUGGAUCUGAAACAACAUUAAAUGUGACUGUUGCAGAAGAAAUCUCUGGGACAAAAGAACCAUCAAUAAGCCAUGAAGAAACAACUCUGAAUUGUAAUGCCACCAUCAAUCUUAAUUCUGAAGGAAUCAGACGAAAGCAAACAGGUGUUUUGUUGCCAGUCCUGGUAGCGGUUCUCAUUUUUGUGAUGCUCAUCAUCGUCCUGCUCUUCAUGAGGAAGCUGCAAAAAGCACACGGAGUCUGGAAGAGAGAAAAUGACACUUCAGAGCAGACACUGGAGAGUUACAAAUCCAGGUCUAAUGAAGACAAUCAAGCCCCUGAGAAGAAUGGACAAGUUGCCAAUCAGAAGCCUACUAUGCAAUACGUAACUGAAGGAUAUGCAGGAACAAUAAAGUCGAAUUCAGAAGAAAGAUCUGUUUCAACAUUUGGGAAACAGCUGGCAUAUGGAAAAGAAACUGACGUGUAGAAGUCAGGAAGCGUUGGCAACAUUGUACUAUGUACAGAGUCAAUAUGGAGUGUUCUCAUAUUUAUAGUGUGACUAAUCUGAUGGUAUGUAAAACUGUCAAUCUGUGACGAAUCAACAUCACAGCAGGAUUUCAAACAGAGGAAGAAAUGCCUGAUAAAAUGGCUGGUCUCAAUCUGGAUUCUAGUUUGGAUCACCGUGUUAACAUUAAAAAGAGGUAGCUGGAAGAGAUGCUCAUGGGAAUCUAUUAGCAAUGCAUGCAUUGCUAUUAGCUAUUUAAUCAGCAGAUUUAAUUCAUGGGUCUCAAAUGGAUCAGACAUAUACCAGAGCAAGUCAUUUCAGCAGCGAGGGUCCUGAUAAUGGAAUGCACAACCAGCCAUCAUAAUACAAGAUACAAAAUUACUGAGAGGUUCAUGCAACAGUUCUGCAGCCUCCUGAGAUGGAUUGUCUACCGAUGAGACUGGGAGGCAGGAAUUUCUGAGAAAGCACUUACGGCUAAUAUUUUUGAACUUGGGUGCCCAAAGUUAGGCAUGUAAUGAUAUUUAACUUAAACCGAUAUUUAGUUAAUGAAAUAAAAACAUUGUGAUUUUA
Molecule: messenger RNA, 2199 nt
Organism: Malaclemys terrapin pileata
Lineage: Eukaryota; Metazoa; Chordata; Testudines; Emydidae
Gene: CRTAM
Product: cytotoxic and regulatory T cell molecule
Exons: 14
Coding region: 10-1611 (533 amino acids)
Biological process (GO): positive regulation of natural killer cell mediated cytotoxicity directed against tumor cell target; detection of tumor cell; cell recognition
Cellular component (GO): plasma membrane
Molecular function (GO): signaling receptor binding
Source: RefSeq, a predicted model, not a curated record